Lecanosticta acicola is the source of this 876-nucleotide messenger RNA. The record is from the annotation of a GenBank genome assembly. NCBI's taxonomy places the organism in Eukaryota, Fungi, Ascomycota, Dothideomycetes, Mycosphaerellales, Mycosphaerellaceae.
AUGGCUCAGGAAUUUGGCAUGGGGAGGUGGAUCCCACCCGAGCUCGAAGGAACCAUCAGUCGCAACCAGCUUCAGAAGAAGCGCGCACCAGGCACACUACGCAAAGAUGGCACCCAGACUGUACGAUUCGAGAUGCCCUUCGCCGUCUGGUGCCACACUUGCAAACCACACGCCAUCAUUGGGCAAGGCGUGCGAUUCAAUGCCGAGAAGAAGAAGGUCGGGAAGUACUACAGCACACCCAUAUGGAGCUUUCGCAUGAAGCAUCCCGCGUGCAGUGGCACAAUCGAAAUUCGAACCGACCCCAAGAACACCGCCUAUGUUGUUACCGAAGGUGGCCAAGCGAGAGACUACGGAGAAGCCGAGGACCGCGUUAGAGAGGGCGGGAAUGGUGUACCCAUCUUGACAGCAGAGGAGCGCGAGAGAAGGCGCGAGGAUGCUUUUGCACAGCUUGAAGGCAAGGUCGACGAGAAGGCGCAGACCAAAGACAAUGCGAAACGGGUCGUGGAGCUGUACCAAGCUCGCGAUCGGGACUGGGACGAUCCCUGGGCCGCCAAUAAAAGGAUGCGCCAGACAUUCCGGCAAGAGCGCACGGAGCUAAAGCGUGAGGAAGAUGCUGUACAGGCGAUCAAAGACCGCAUCGGUACUGGCAUGGAGCUCUUACCGGAAUCGAUGGAAGACGGCGUACGGGCCAAGCUCGUCACGUUCGGUGAGGACCCUCUCCCCCGCGACGCCAGUUCAAGAGCCAUGUUCCGUGCACCGGUUCAGACGGUGGCCAAGUCGCGGUCGGUCGAAGAGACCAAAGACAGUCGGAAAGAGGCGCUUCGUCGGCAGCUGAUCUCCAACACGAGAGCGUCCUUGAAUCCUUUUGGAAACUGA